Messenger RNA from Effrenium voratum, 1203 nucleotides. Lineage: Eukaryota; Dinophyceae; Suessiales; Symbiodiniaceae. The record is from the annotation of a GenBank genome assembly.
AUGGCGCCUGUGCUGUACAAUGAGGCCUCCAAGAAGACAACCCUCUUCCUGGGCUUUUUCUCGUUUGAGACGAUUAUGUUGCUGAUCUUGGGUAUUCACAGCGUCUUCUGCAUUUUCUUGCUGGCCACUGCUUCUCCAAUUGUGGAUUUGGACCUCGGCGCGUUCACCAUCGACACCACCGUGCAAAUUGGCUGUGGCGCCUGGGGUCUGCUGGGCAUCAUGUGCAUCGUGGCUGCGCUGGUGGGCUGGUUCCAACAGCGGGAGACGCCGAUGGCGGUGUAUUUCUGGUACCUUGUGGUAACCGCUGUGCUCCUGGCAGCGGUCUUCGUGUACCUGGUGAGCUCCAAUCACAAAUGCUACUUCGUCAAGGAGGAUCUGCAGACUCAGCGAAUCGGCUUCUCCUUCCUUUGCAGCGUGAUCGGCACGGCCAUCGCACUGUGUGGCCUGGCUGCAGUGGCGGCAGUGUGUUUUGCGCUCUACACCAUCUCCCAAGUGCAGGUGCAGAUCAAAGAGACAGUCAACGAAUCUGUCAGCGAGUCUUCCCGGCUGCUCUUGAGGUCGCGGGAGUUUGGAGAGGGCGUCAAAUACCUAGAGUUUCCAAUAGACGGAGAAGAUGAGCCUCAGGGCAUAAAGGUGGCGCGGGCCGGUGUCGGGGCGCCCGAGACCGUCACUGUGAUCGUGCCAGGCCACAUCCCCGCAAUGCGGCUGAGGUGUGCCUUGCUGCUGUUGGUGGCAGCAACGGGCAGCAAGCUGAAGGUGUCGCGGGCCAAAGGCAUCUUCCCAAGCUAUGAUGGCGUGAUCAGCUCGCCGAAGUGCGGCUGCCACUGCUGCGUGGUCGAGCGGCGGAGGCCCGAUGAAGCCGGGGGCCAGCAGCUGGCGAAGUGCGCUGCCCCUCCCGUCAGCCGGUGCAGCAGCUCCUGCGCGGCUGUGGAUGAUGAAGUCUUCACCCACGUGACGAUUGUGGACAUGGACCGCUACUGCUUCCAUCGAUGUCGUCCUGAGGGCUCAUUGCAGCCGUCGGAGAAGGUUGAGCUCUUGGAGCAGUCUGGCGGCGCCUCCUUCCAUGGCGGCUUCAGCAUCUCCACUCCGUGCGUGCCAGUUCCGAAGGGCUUGGAGGCAUUUGCUACGGACGCCACCGGCAGUGGCCGUGACCACAUGCUGCCGGCAUCCGUGCCAGACUACACCACUCUGCAGGAGCGAUGA